UCUUGAACUGUACUGUUGAACCAUGUUUCGUUCAGCGUUUUUUGUGUGCGUGAUUUUUCAAGCCCUCUUGUCGUUUGCGGUACCAGAAUGGAUUUGCCCUACCGGCAACAAAUUUUGUUUCCAGUGGGUCGAUGAGCGCCCUCGGUCAUGGAAUGAAGCACAAGCUAGAUGUGCCCAAAUGGGCGCGCAUCUUCCGGGAGCAGACCACUUGGAAGCAUUCGGACAAUCAUGGAUCAAAGAGAAUCCUUUCUGGACAAGCUUGUGUUUCAGCAAUGGGCGCCUGCAAUGGUUAAGCAGCACCGACCCUUAUGAAGAAAGAAAUCUCUUGUUUCUUGAAAAGUUUUUGCCUGACUUGAUGGCACCUGAUAUUAUUAAGAACCAAAUGUACUGUUACCAUACUGGAGGUGAUAGGAUUGAUCAACUAAAAACUUUGGGCCUUUCUCUGAAAGACAGCCAGCAGACUGUAGGCUGUAUGUGUGUUUCAAAUUAUCCUUCUGCUCGUGAAUUCAGAGUUUUGACACCAAAAGGGCAAAUAUUAUCUGUUUCGGCAGUGACUGAAGGUGCCGACGUUGACUGGGGACCUGUAGGACAGAACCGAAACGGAUUCGUCAACGUCUCCCCAUCCAAAAUUACCUCGCUCAAGUUAAAAUGUGAGGUAAAGACAACUGAUGACGCUCACGGACCAGCUAUUAAAAUUAGAUGGAUUCGAAACGGCGGUUACGUAGGAAACUUCCCCCAGGAGAUUAGUUUUGCUUCUGAAGAGGAUUUUACUCCUUGGAUCGGUUUUAUCACAUGCGAAGCAUUGUACGGGAACGAAGCAAUUCGAAGUGACGGAUUCCAACUAGUGGCGUGGAACACUGUAACAGUACGUCUCGUUUCCACAUGUGUCUCUUGCCGACUUCACAACAUCCUAGAGACUGCAAAAAUAAUUUUGACACAGUUUGUCGAGGUGGAGAUCAGUUCCGGUAAGGGAAGGACUUUGAAAUUUCACGCUGAACCACCGGUUAUACAGCAAACCUAUAUCACAUUCAUAAUGCACAUACAAAAUAAGGAAAUCAACAAGUUUGACUUUAAAAUGGUUCAAAAGCUUGGAAAGCAAUUUCAGUUGUCACGUUGGGCCAAGAGCCGUUCGCUUUUUCUACCUAACGAUAAUUUUGAAUUACUUCUCGAUACUAUAAGUCCAUGCAACAUGGCGUUGCCAAAAGAUGGCAAUAAUGUCACGUGGGUUGGCUAUCUAGGACAAACAGUAACAUCAGGCAAUUUUAUUGGUGGACCUGUCUGUUUAGACAAUCAUGGAGAUAUCGUUACAAGAAGUUGUGGUUUGCCCGAAAUAUAUCCUUUUCAACAUCAGACCUGUUCGACUAUGAAAGCCAGACAAGAAAACCCACAAUGUUUCUAUGGGUACGAAGAAGUUGAUGGAAGGUGCUACAAAAUGACAGAGAUUACUAGUUUUUCCACAGCCAUCGCCCAAUGUUGGGCUGGGUGGUCUGUGCAGCCUGAAAUAUUGAUGCCAAACAGCUUGUCCAAUUGGGUUCAAACAUCACGCGAAUGGAUUUAUCAAACGCGAAAUUCAGCGACUGCAUUAGUUUGGCUUCCUCUUCGUCGCCUCAACAGGGCGUCUCUUCUCCAAACACCUGUUUGGAGUUGGAACACAGUCAGCAACCGGUGGAUUUUCCAGACAAAUGAUUGGAAUAAUACGGUGGAAAGCUCGGAGGACAACUCGUUGUGCGCGGCGUACGAUUUAGGAAAGAAUCAAAUAAUCAGCACAUCUUGCCAAAAUCAGUUGCCGAUGAUCUGCAAUCGUCCCCUAAUGCCUGAGUUACCACAGCCAUUUAAUUUGAACAGCCAUGUGGGAGAAUAUUUUUGCGACCCGGGUUGGCUCACGCAUUUGUUCGUACUAGACGCCGGAAUUUGCUAUAAACGCUAUACGUUAAAAGUAGCCGUCGAUGCGGACGAAGCUCAAGAAUUCUGCGUACAACACGGAGGCCAUCUUGCCAUAGCUCCGACACAUGCCACGCGAAAAGCUUUGGAAGACGUCUACGCUUACUUUAGUAACAGAAGCGUUGUUGAUUCCUGGAUUGGAUUAUGGAAUCGGGAUGAUCAGCCAGGAGCCUUCAGAUGGUUGAACGAAUCAGCUGGCAUUAACAAUUCGACUUACAAUUGGCACCCUUACAGCGAUUUCGGAAAUGGUUAUGGAUCUGCGUUCCACCUCGGAAUGUGGUGGAACUGGCCACGCGAAACCAAACUAUGGGGCCUGGUCUGUCAGAAAACAAUGUUCGAUUGGCAGCAUGGCCUAAGUUUGCUGAUCGAGCCUCCCACCGAUUCAGACCGAGAAGGCGAAUACGCGGUCGUUUUUACAUACAACCCUAAACCCACUUUUCGAGAAGGAGAUGACCAGAAUUUCUGGCCAAACGCUACAGAAACUCGGAGGCAGUCGCACAGUUCUUACUUGAAAAAAUCUUUUUGGCAAUCUGAUUUUGACGUUGUUUGUCAUUUAAGAAACUACGUCCGACGUUUCAGUUUUCGCGACCGUGGAUUUCGUCGACAAUAUCGAACUAUUGUUUCCGUGCCGGCCACUAUGGGAUCAGGUCCGCUGACUUGCGAAGCCUGGCUAAACCGACCAGCAUUUCGUUUCCAAUCCAAUACCAUCGUUCACCGCCCAGCCCGUUGGUAUAAUUACGUCAUUGUUAUUGGGCAACGACAUCAGCUGUAUCCCCUUCGACAACAUCGCCAGCCAGCAUUAGACGGGAACCGCGAGUCACUUGCUGAAGAUCUAUUGCAACGAUUGAAUGGAAAUCGUUUCCGUUAUUUCCGAGAAAUUAUGAAUAAUUUCUCAAUUAUUACGAUCACCGUUGAGCCUAACCCGAGCAACACAACAGACAUUAAAAACAUUUUAAAUUUUGUGGUGUCGUUCUUCGUCCCAUCCGAUAUCCCGCAAUAUGAUUUGUUGGGUUAUGCGAGAAGAUGUCAACCACAAUGGUAUUUUGGUGAACUGAACAUGGACACGUUAGAGUAUGAACGCGUUUUGCACGCACUCUUGCAGUCCUGUUUGCCAUUGAUUUACAAAAACGACGAAAACUACCAGUUUAUCGAAACUCGGAGCACUGUGGCCUGCCCUCCAGUUCGUCCAAUCGAAACACCUAACCAUCACACUCGCGAAGAAGCUCCUAUGACUAUUGAUCGUUUGGCUUGGCCUAGGACGGAUAUCAACCGGAUGACCAGAUCUAUCUCUCCCUGUUUAAUUGGAGGGCAUAUGGUUCAUCGCACCUGUAUGGGCAGCUUCGAACGAGGUGCCAUUUGGGGACCACCAAAGAUAGAGGAAUCAACUGGAAUCAUAUAUGAGGCAACCACUGUAUGCGAAACGCCGGAGAUAACGAACGCUAAACUGUAUCAACUUGAGCGGAUGUCUCAGACGGUCGUGAAUGGCAGACUAUCAACGGAUGUCAUUUUAAAAGAAUUGUUAACUGAAUGGGAACAACCGUACUUGUCCGCAGCUAGCCUUGAAUUAUCCAUUGAAAGCCUAUGGCACAUGAUAAGCGCGUAUCGGAAGCAAACUGUGCACGUCAAUCGCCUUCUCUUGAUUACACUCAUGGAGAAGAUGGUACAACCGGGUAAAAGUCCUCUAUCGGAACUACAGUUUUUACCGGAUGUGUUAAAUGAACUGAUCCAACUAUUUUCUUACCUACCCCUACUGGACCGUGAAGGUCCACGAGUUCGGAUCAAUCUCGGUGAUGAGGUUUCGAUAGUGGCGGAUAAAAGUGACCCCAUGCUCAUCUCGCAACCUUCAGCGCUGACGAUUGAUUUCACUCGCUUAACAGUCGUCGUGCAAAAAGGUUCCGAGAAUUUUGAAUACGGCAACGCGAUAGUCACAAUUGUAGCUGUUCUCCCGUUCGAGCUCUUGACAAUUGAUCCAAUGACUAAAAAAAAUGUGGUCAACUUGUAUAAGAUAGAUACAAGUUAUCGGACCCGGAGCAGCCUUCUGGGGCAAUUCGUCAGUGGCCAACCAGUUGUGCACGUUAACCUGGAACCCGUUUUAAAGACUGUACCAAUGCUGUUCACGCUAACCUUCAAAGAAGAUGGGGAUUGGGAAUCAAUACCGGCUAGUACACUAUUAUGCGCACGUUGGGAUUCACGAGCGGUCGGUUUGCAAGGUGGUUGGAUAACGGGCGACUGCUGGUAUCUCGGCUUAAACGAAUAUAGAAGACAUAUCUGUCAGUGUCACUCGUCUGGCAUUUACAGCUUGUUCCGCUCCGCUAGCGAGACUCGAACACUAUGGUCGGCGUUGGUCCACCGGUUACCGAUUGUCAUCAAUAUUGCAUUGAUAACCCUUGUAGCCACAUGUCUUGUUAUUCGAUCAGCAUGCGUCUACCGGAAAGCUGUGCAUGAAAUGGAUUUGGUGGAAAUGGGCGCACGUCUUCAGCUGAUUAUGGCCUGGUUAAUGAUGUUAUGUUGUCAUCUUAGUCAAUACUUUGUUCAAGCGUAUAUGGCCUACUGCAUUGUCUCGACGACACUCUUUCAGUUCUUCUUGACAUCCGCCUUUUUCUGGCAAGGUACGCUACUUGUCAUACGCCGCUGGCAGAUUCAUGAGCAUUGGAUUCCCAAUCAAAACGCAUGCUUGGCAAAAUUUUCAUUUACCGUCUGGGGUCUCUCUUCCCUUACAAUUCUGACGAUUCCGAUUUACAAAUGGAAAUAUGCCGGUGCUAAACCCAUCAAAUCAGAAUGUUGGAUUGAAGACCCUGUCGACUUUGGACUGACUGUUGCCAUUAUUUGUCUUGCUAUCGUGGUCAGUAUCAUAUUAAACACGAAGAAUAUCUGCGACCAAAAAGAUUUUGGGAUCACUCCGGUGCGGAACGCUAGCGAUAUUUUAGCAGCCAUCGUUCUGCCAGUGAUGGCCUUGGCAGGAUUGUUUGGCAUUGUAGAUAACACUUGGCUGCAGUCGUCUUCAACAUCGAUCGUUUUCACUUUUGCGUCUUCGUUAACCGGGUUGCUGUGGCUGUGUACGUUCUGGACUUCGGUAGCCAGGCCUUUGAUCAAACAUAAAUUUCAACAUUCAAAUGUCAAGGUAGAAGGGGAUUUGCAAUUGAAAAUCAUCUAUGGCUCGUCUAUUGAAUACCUCACCGACCGUUGAUGACGUGUUCCUCGCAAGUUGUA
This is a messenger RNA of Daphnia carinata, 5151 nucleotides long. RefSeq lists its product as uncharacterized. The record is from RefSeq and is a predicted model, not a curated record. The coding region runs from base 23 to 5128 and encodes 1701 amino acids. Lineage: Eukaryota; Metazoa; Arthropoda; Branchiopoda; Diplostraca; Daphniidae. The transcript is spliced from 12 exons.